Messenger RNA from Dunckerocampus dactyliophorus (ringed pipefish), 3154 nucleotides. Its product is annotated as cytochrome P450 2K1-like. Gene Ontology annotation, molecular function: heme binding; iron ion binding; oxidoreductase activity, acting on paired donors, with incorporation or reduction of molecular oxygen, reduced flavin or flavoprotein as one donor, and incorporation of one atom of oxygen. Bases 41 to 2380 code for a protein of 779 amino acids. The record is from RefSeq and is a predicted model, not a curated record. NCBI's taxonomy places the organism in Eukaryota, Metazoa, Chordata, Actinopteri, Syngnathiformes, Syngnathidae. Gene Ontology annotation, biological process: xenobiotic metabolic process. Gene Ontology annotation, cellular component: cytoplasm; intracellular membrane-bounded organelle. The transcript is spliced from 14 exons.
UGAGUGUGUUGGUGAAGGAAGGCGCGUGCCCUGCCGCAACAUGUUUGAAGAGCUCCUGCAGGCUCCUGCGUUGUCCUCCUUGUUGGGGCUCCUCGCAGGCUUGCUGGUCAUCCACCUUUUGUACUCCAGUUUGACUUUCCAAGGUAAACACACGCAUCCUCCUGGGCCCAGAUGUCUUCCCUUGCUUGGUAACCUGCUUCAGGUGGACCUCUGCAGGCUUGAUCAGUCCCUUUUUAAGCUGUCUAAAAGGUACGGACCGGUGUUCACCCUCCACUUGGGACUCAAGAAGAUUGUGGUCCUGGCUGGAAGCAAGACAGUCAGACAAGCUCUCAUCAACCACCCUGAGGAGUUUGGGGACAGAGAGAUCAACCCUUUAUUCUAUGACUUUUCUAAAGGGCAUGGCAUAGUAUUCACCAAUGGUGAUUCUUGGAAAGAAAUGAGGCGUUUUGCCUUAACAACUCUGAGAGAUUUUGGGAUGGGCAAGAGGCUCAGUGAGGAGAAAAUCAUUGAGGAGUGUCACUACCUGGCUGAGGAGUUUGAAAAACAUGAAGGUAAAGCCUUUGACACCACAACACCUCUUAGCAAUGCAACUUCAAAUAUCAUUUCGGCCAUCAUGUUUGGAAAAAGGUUUGACUACAAAGAUCCAGUCCUCCAUGAUAUGUUGACCAAUGACCAUGAGGCGACCCGUCUGUUUGGAUCACCUUCCAUCCUGAUCUACAAUGUGUUUCCAUGGCUGGGCCGUUGGCUUAAAAACUGGAGGGAUUUAAUGAAAAUCGUGGAGAAUAACAAGCAGCAUUUAUUGCAAUUAAUUAACAGUCUAAAGGAGACUUUCAACCCUGACAUAUGCCGGUGCUUUGUCGAUGCUUUCUGGGCACGUAAGCUAAAUCUGGAGGCUCCUGCGUUGUCCUCCUUGUUGGGGCUCCUCGCAGGCUUGCUGGUCAUCCACCUUUUGUACUCCAGUUUGACUUUCCAGGGUAAACACACGCAUCCUCCUGGGCCCAGAUGUCUUCCCUUGCUUGGUAACCUGCUUCAGGUGGACCUCUGCAGGCUUGAUCAGUCCCUUUUUAAGCUGUCUAAAAGGUACGGGCCGGUGUUCACCCUCCACUUGGGACUCAAGAAGAUUGUGGUCCUGGCUGGAAGCAAGACAGUCAGACAAGCUCUCAUCAACCACCCUGAGGAGUUUGGGGACAGAGAGAUCAACCCUUUAUUCCAUGAUUUCACCAAAGGGCAUGGCAUAAUAUUCUCCAAUGGCGACACCUGGAAGGAAAUGAGGCGUUUUGCUUUGACAACUCUGAGAGAUUUUGGCAUGGGCAAGAGGCUCAGUGAGCAGAAAAUCAUCGAGGAGUGUCACUACCUGACCGAGGAGUUUGAAAAACACGAAGGUAAAGCCUUUGACACCACAACGCCCAUCAGCUAUGCAGCUUCAAAUAUCAUUUCGGCCAUCAUGUUUGGAACAAGGUUUGACUACAAAGAUCCAGUCCUCCAUGAUAUGUUGACCAAUGACCAAGAGACCAUCCGUCUGUCUGGUUCAACUUCCAUCCUGAUCUACAAUGUGUUUCCAUGGCUGGGCCCUUGGCUUCAAAACUGGAGGGAUUUGAUGAGGAAUGUGGAGAAUAACAAGCAGCAUUUAUUGCAAUUAAUUAACAGUCUAAAGGAGACGCUCAAGCCCGACACAUGUCGGUGCUUUGUGGAUGCUUUCUGGACACGUAAGCUAAAUCUGGAGGAGUCUGAUGCCCAGGGGAUGCACUACAAUGAAGGAAACCUGGUCUACAGCGUGAUGAAUCUGUUUGCUGCUGGAACUGACACAACAUCGAACACCCUUCGCUGGAGUCUACUUCUAAUGGCCAAGUACCCUCAAAUACAAGAUCGGGUUCAGGAAGAACUGAGCAGGGUGGUGGGAGUCCGUCAGGUCCAAAUGGAGGACAGAAAGAACCUGCCUUACACGGACGCAGUCAUCCACGAGACGCAGAGGCUCGCCAACAUCGUCCCCAUGUCUAUCACUCACAGCACCAGCAGAGAUGUCACCUUCCAGGGCUACUUCAUCGAAAAGGGGACGACUGUGCUCCCUCUGCUGACAUCUGUCCUCUAUGAUGAGAGUGAGUGGGAGACACCAAACACCUUCAACCCUUCCCACUUCUUGGAUGAGGAGGGUAAAUUCAUCAGGAGGGAUGCCUUCUUGCCCUUCUCUGCAGGCCGUAGGGCUUGUCUAGGUGAAGGUCUGGCUCGGAUGGAGCUCUUCCUCUUCUUCACGCACCUCCUCCAGCACUUCCGAUUCACCCCCGCACCUGGGAUUUCAGAGGACGAGCUGGAUUUGACGCCGGUGGUGGGCUUCACGCUCAGCCCGCCGCCUCACCAGCUGUGCGCUGUGAGUCGCAUCUGAGGAGGAGAUGUUGGUGGAAAAGCAAAAGGAAAAUCUCCUAGCUUAGCACUCACUCUGUCAAUGAUUAGCAUCACAGUGGAGUCUGCCUUGGCUAAAACAUCAAGGACUACAAAUGUUUCUGAUUUACUUCUUCUGGGAAAUGAACAACUGUGUUAAAAUAGUCAAAUGAUGGCUAAGAAUUGCAACAUUUUAAUGACUUUCAAACAAUCCACAGUUAUUUUUGCUUACAGUAUAUCGCAGGGAUCCAAACUUUUACAAAGAAAGAAAGGAUGCGAGGGUCUCUUUGAUGUUUUGUAAAGCAACAAUGCUCAGAAGUUAUAUAUGCGUCAAGCUUUGUGAUACCAGCGGAAAAGGAUAUUAUUAUCUUUAUUAAUAUCUAUUAAAAUCUUCUUGUCAUAUGAUGACUUUAUGACAAUAAGAUUAUGACUUUAUUCACAUUAUACUAUAACUUUUCCCGCAACCUAAUUUUCCAAAAAUUACAACUUUAUUUUGUUCUUUAGGACGUUUUAAAAAAAAUAACAUUUUUUUUCAAUUUCUCUCACUAUGCAACUAAAAAUUGCAUUUUUUUUCUUGUGAGAAUACAACUUUUUUCUCUUAAUAUUUGGACUUUAUUCUUGUAAAAUUUCAGCUGUUUUUUUCAUUUCUUCAGUUUUUUCCUCAACUAUUUAAACUUUUUGUAAAUUUUCUUGUGUUAAAAUUGUCUAAAACUAUGUACACUUAAGUUUUUAAUUUGUGGAUUAUAUCAUAAAUAAAUAAGCUGAUUUUUACUGCAAA